This is a messenger RNA of Limulus polyphemus (Atlantic horseshoe crab), 525 nucleotides long. RefSeq names its product long-chain-fatty-acid--CoA ligase 4-like. The record is from RefSeq and is a predicted model, not a curated record. The annotation marks the transcript as partial. NCBI's taxonomy places the organism in Eukaryota, Metazoa, Arthropoda, Merostomata, Xiphosura, Limulidae. The transcript is spliced from 2 exons.
UAUUCACCUCUUUAUUUACCGUCUGUGCUUUUGCCCAUAAGAUGCUUUGUAAGAUUUUUGAGUGGCUACUUUGAAACUUAAGAUUCUUUCUUCAUCGUGUAAUAUUUACAAAUCUAUUUAAGUUAAAGUUAAACUAUCACUAAAGUAAAGGUUCAACUACGCUCUGUUUAAAAUAAAAAUAUGAACAGUGACUUAAGAUUAAGAACAACCUUGGCUAUCAGUGCAGUCAAGUCUUUGAUAGUGGUUUAUGAUAUUCUCAGUUUACCGUUUUAUUUCGUUGCGCAACGUCCGUGGAAAAAAUGGUUGAAGACAUCGGUUUGGGGUAAGCCACAGAAAGCUGGAGAUGUAUCAGGUCCGUGGGUCAGGUUUGGUGAUCAUACAGAACCACCUCUUCCUGGCAUUCAGACUGUAGAUGAAUUAUUUCGCACUUCUGUAAAUAAAUAUGGAAAAACUCAGUGCUUUGGAACCAGAGAAGUUAAGGGAGAAGAGGAGGAGGUUCAGAAAGACGGAAAAGUUUUUAAGAAG